Molecule: messenger RNA, 1215 nt
Organism: Lingula anatina
Lineage: Eukaryota; Metazoa; Brachiopoda; Lingulata; Lingulida; Lingulidae
Product: secretory phospholipase A2 receptor-like
Source: RefSeq, a predicted model, not a curated record
AUGGACCAAAACGGCAAUGGAGAAUGGGAGUGGACAGAGCCGGUGACAGAGCCUAUACAGUACUCUGACUGGGAGUUGGGGGAUCCAGAGCCUGACGGUACUCUGUGCGCCCACCUCGACUGCGAGGAGGACGAUUUAUGUUUAUGGGAGGCUGUCGGUUGUGACGAAUCCGACGCAAGACCUCUUUGCAGAGCUGCAGAACAUCUUCAUCAAGGAAUGAGGCUAUCCAGUUUCACGUAUACUGGGUCAGAAACCACUGUGACGUCACCCACCAUUUCUAUGGGCGAACCCUUACACGUGAUGGCCAGUUUAACAGAGAUGACCUUUUCAUAUAUGCCCAGUGCAUCUAAAAUUACCUCAGAAUCCAAUUUAGACUCAGCAGCCAAUAUCUUAUCCGUGGUCGUAUCAACCAGUGUGCCUGCGGAUUCACCAACAGAUGGUCUAGAAUUUAUUUCGCCACAAUCAACCAUAACAUCGCCAAUGCAAUUAGCCAUAGCAUCGCAAACACAAUCAGCCAUAGCAUCGCCAUCACAAUCAGCCAUAGCAACGCCAACACAAUCAGCCAUAACAUCGCCAAGACAAUCAGCCAUAGCAUCGCUGACACAAUUAGCCAUUGCAACGCCAACACAGUCACCCAUAGCAUCACCAACACAAUCAGCCAUAACAUCGUCAACACAGUCAGCCAUAGCAUCGCAAACACAGUCAGCCAUAGCAUCGCCCACACAAUCAGCCAUCACAUCAGCACAAUCGGCCAUAGCAUUGCUGACACAAUCAGCCAUAACAUCGUCAACACAAUCAGCCAUAACAUUGUCAACACAAUUAGACAUAGCAUUGCAAACACAAUCAGCCAUAGCAUCGUCAACACAAUCAGCCAUACCAUCGCCAACACAAUCAGCCAUGGCAUCGCCAACACAAUCAGCAUUGCCAACACAAUCAGCCAUAGCAGAGCCAACACAUAGUGUGUAUUCAGAAGGCGACCUACAGUUUGCAACUGUAAGCAAGGUUUCCAUGACAACAAGCCAACUCCACCUGCAAUGCCCUCCAUUGCCUCCCAUGCCAAACACAAAUGUUAUCUACAGCGUGGAUGGAACAGUCGCCACAGUUGAAUGUUCUGAAGGGUACAGACUGAACACAAGACAGGACAAUAUCACUUUGGUGUGCCUGGAGAGUCUGGCGUGGAACCUGACAGCUAACAUCAGCUGUGAGAGUGAGUAA